Cyphomyrmex costatus is the source of this 2517-nucleotide messenger RNA. RefSeq names its product gamma-glutamyltranspeptidase 1. The transcript is spliced from 11 exons. Gene Ontology annotation, molecular function: glutathione gamma-glutamate hydrolase. Gene Ontology annotation, biological process: glutathione catabolic process. The coding region runs from base 174 to 2204 and encodes 676 amino acids. Gene Ontology annotation, cellular component: plasma membrane. Lineage: Eukaryota; Metazoa; Arthropoda; Insecta; Hymenoptera; Formicidae. The record is from RefSeq and is a predicted model, not a curated record.
UUGCAGGGUGCAAUUAUCAUUAUCGUUGCCAUUCGGUACCUGUGUCGGUGAUAUCCAACAAUUGUAUUUCUUUUGCGAAAAGGUGCUCUGAAUCGUACAAGAUGUAGUCAAUGAUAUCAGUGUGGAACUUUUCGACACACGCCUGUCGAGAAGGACACGAAGAAAUACGGUAGAUGGUGAAAAACGAACGGCAUGUCUUCCAAAGAAAAACCAUGAGAACUUCCUCACCCUCCUCCAGCACGAGUUCCGUGUACACCAGUGCCGACGAUGCACGUCGGUGCACCCGCUACGAGAAGAGCCAGUUUCUCGACUUGGAGGAUGUCGGAACUACAUGGCUCCUCGGUUCGCAUUCCUCGCAUGAUAAAUCCAAACGAAUACUCGAGAAAUGUAAAAUAGACAAAUCAGGAUCUCGCGUACAACAUGUGAUUAUAAUCGGCGCCAUCGUAGCUGCACUGAUAAUUGCCGUAAUCAUCGGCCUAAGUGCUUACGCACGUAACAGUGCAUCUGAUUCAAGAGAUGAUGAGUUUCUGGUACCGCCUGAUCCAGAAAACUUCCAGCCACCGUCGUGGAGUAAAUUAAGAACUUUCAAACGCGGUGCCGUUUGCGCGGACGGAGCGCCAUGCGCUGUUAUCGGCAAGUCAAUUCUAGAACGGAACGGAUCGGCGGUGGAUGCUGCGCUAGCAGCGCUAAUAUGCAACGGACUCAUAAACAUGCAGAGUCUGGGUCUCGGUGGUGGUUUUUUGAUGACUAUUUAUCAAAGAUCCACGCGCCAAACCUUCGUUCUCAAUGCAAGAGACCGCGCACCUUUGGCAGCGAAUUUUACGAUGUACACUGGCAAACCCGCAAAUGCGUCUAGAUUCGGUGCACUGGCAGUCGCCGUGCCCGGUGAACUCGCUGGUUACUGGGAAGCUCAUCAACAAUUCGGUAAAUUACCAUGGGCGGAUUUAUUCAAACCGAGCAUCGACCUCUGUGAAAAGGGGUAUGUUCUAACAUUAGUACAGUAUGACAGCCUUUUGUAUAAUAAGAAGAGCAUUUACAAUGAUUCAACUUUGAGAGAACUGUUUGUCGAUUCUACAACUAACACGUUUCGUGAACCAGGAUCAGUGAUUAAACCCUAUACGCUUUGUAAAACGCUACGGACUAUCGCUGAGAAAAACGCGACCGAAUUUUAUAACGGUACGAUUGGUCGACUUCUUGUCGACGAUUUACAAGAACAAGGAGGAAUUAUAACGAUGAAAGAUCUUAACGAAUACAGAGUUUCGUGGGAUCAACCGAUACAAACAAAUAUUUCAGGCGGGUUGGAACUCCUGACCACAGGAUUACCUGGCAGCGGAGCUCUUCUCUCGUUUAUUCUCAACGUUUUCGAUGAUUACGGAUUCACACCAGCCAACAUAGCUGACUUUAACGCGACAAUUCUCACGUAUCAUAGAAUGAUAGAGACUUUCAAGUAUGCAUUCGCGUUAAGGACGAAGCUGGGUGAUGGAACUUUCGUCGAUAUGACCGAAAUAAUCAGAAACCUGACAUCGAAGAGCUUUGCACGCUCGAUACGAAAGAAAAUAGACGAUACAAAAACGUGGCAGGAUCCACAGCAUUAUGGCUCUUCUGUCUAUGCUAAUGUUGAAGACCAUGGUACGGCGCAUGUGUCCGUGCUGUCGCAGAAUGGUGACGCGGUAUCGGCUACCAGCACUAUCAACUUUUAUUUUGGAAGCGGAAUAGUCAGUAGAAGAACUGGCAUUUUGUUAAAUAACGGCAUGGACGACUUCAGCAUUCCGUCGCAGAUCAAUUACUUCGGUGUACCUCCAAGUCCAAACAAUUAUAUUGCGCCUAAAAAGCAGUCGUUGUCCUCAAUGGUGCCAUCCAUUUUGGUCGAUUGGAACGGUGACGUGAAGAUGGUCAUGGGCGCUGCCGGUGGUACAAAAAUUACGACGGCAGUAUCGCAAGUGACAGCAAAAAUACUUUGGAUGGGGCAAACGGUCAAACAGGCGGUAGACUCAGCGAGGAUACAUCACCAGCUAUUUCCGCCUAAGCUGUCUUACGAGUACGGGAUCCCUAAGCAAGUGAUCGACGGUCUGAAACGUUUGGGACACGACACAGAACGCUACAAGUUUCGCAGCAGCGUAGCUUGUGUCGUACUGUAUGAAAAUUCCACAAUUUUUGCGAACGCUGAUUAUCGUAAAGGCGGCGAUGUGUACGGAAUCAAUUGAUUCGCGUGCGUGAGUCAUCUUCCAGUGAUUCAAUCAUGACUUUGUAGCAUAAACCUUCUGCGAAAGAUAAUAGAUUUUGUUCAAACAAUGCCGAACAACAUCUCGUGAUUAUUAACACCGAUGUAUGAUGAUCAAUCUUGUUACUGUUAUUGGCGAGAUUGUUCGUGUUGAAAGAUCGACAUGCCAGUAUUACCGUUCAAUAUAAAACUUUUACACUUUCUCGCUUACUGGUCGCAACUUGUUCUUACAUUGCUCUUCCUCCUUCUCACAUUUAUAAUAUAGCGAAUUUAUCUUCCCUUCAAUUUUCAUAAUA